GUGGAAUAUCAGGAUGAGGAUGGUGGUUUAUUUCACUCUGAUGCUCACAGCAGGGCGAUGCUCGGAUCAGAUGAUAGAGACGAGGACUGUUGCUGUUGGAAGUGAUGUGAAACUGAGUUGUGCCCGAGAGUCCUCAGGGAGCGUGUUUUGGAUCAGACUUGUUCCUGGAAACGUUCCUGAAUACUUAAUGAAGUCAAAUAGCUUCAAGAAUAAUGGUCACAUUACAGCCACUCAACAGCCUGGAACAUUGGAUCUGCAUAUUGACAAAGCAAGUCUGAGAGAUGCUGCAGUUUACUACUGUUUUAAAACCUUCCAAAAAGGCUUAACUUUUUUGAAAGCAACAGACCUGAGGGUUGGAGUAGAACCUGAUUCCAGUGCAGUCGCUCCAUCUGAUCCGGUCCGUCCAGGAGACGCAGUGACGGAGGAGAAGUGUCCGGUCCCCCGGGACUCUGAGGUGAAGACAUGUCCAGGAGAACACAGGGUGUGCUGUGCGAGAGCGACGCCACAUCAAUAUGAGCCACCGUUUAAUGGAAACAGUGUUGAAGAACAUGAGGGGAACGCAGAGGAACCGCCAACAGAGGAACGUGUCUACAGCUUCUUCAUUAAGGUCGGCUCCUCGGAUGAUGGAUACCAGUACUGUGCUGUGAAAGCAUGUGAGGAGAGAUUUACUAGAAAUGAAACACAGCAAGGAACUGAAGACAAUUUGCAAAAAGACAUCAUUGCCCCUUUGCUAUGUGCUGCUUUGGCCACAAGUCUGAUUGUUAUUGCCAUUCUUAGUUAUUCAAUCAAGAAACUCAAGAAAGAAUUGUGUGGUGUUUGUAACGCUGCUGUUUUUCUGAAAUCCAAAGUUGAGACAGCCCCUGGUCAUCGGCACAGUCAGCAGACUGAGGAGGAUUUAUUGGUUUAUUCUGCACCGACUUUUUAUGGUAGGAGACCUAAAAUGGGAGGAUCAAUGAAUUCCACAACAGAGGAGGGUGAAAGUAUCUACGCAGAUGUCAGGGUCCAGGGGUCAGAUCAACAGUCCAACAUCGGAUCAGCAGUCCAAUAUCGGAUCAACAGUCUAACAGCAGAUCAACAGUCUGACAUCGAAUCAACAGUCCAACCUCAGAUCAACAGUCCAACAUUGGAUCCACAGUCUAAUAUCAAAUCAAGAGUCACUCAAAAGGAAUUUUACAUCACUGUUGUAGACACAAGCAGAUUCAAACAUACAUCAUCAUGCUCAUGAAUUCAUUUAAUAGUUUCUAAAAGGAAUACUAUGAAUAUAAGAUUCAAUUUAACAUUCAUCAGACAAAAAAGCUGAGGAUUGAGUGGAGGAAAAGACAUAGCUGUCACAAAGACGCAGAGCGGCUCCUCCUCUACUUAACCACCAUCCUCUGCCUCAAUCCUCCGGUAGUCAUUGCACAGGUGUAUACUUUUUUACAUAGUCGUUAUAUCUUAUAUAUCUGUUCUAAAUUUUUUGUUGUCCUUGUUUUAUUUUUUAUAUUUUUCUUGUUCUUUGUUUGUUGAGACCAAAAAGGAAAGACAGAACCACCCGGUGUACGCCUGCACGACUGAAAGAGCUAAUUCUGCAUCUAAUGAAACCACAUCCUCCAACGACUGCAAUGGAAACCUUGUGUGGUGCGGCUCGUUGACACAGACGCUGUUUGGAUAUGCGUCAUGAAUUUAAGCCCAGCGACUCACCUGAGAGGUUUCUCUCCAGACUAAAAACGCCUAUCAUUUAAUUUGUAAUGCCACCAAAAUGCUACAACUGCUUCUUACAAUGCUACUAGCACUUUGAGGGGGAAUUGUAGUAACGAUGACUGCUGUAAGCUGCACAUCUGAUCUGCCUUAUCUUCUGUUAGCAAAAACUCUGGUGUCACCUGGUGAAUCAAUGGAAAUCUGUAUCUUCUUUCAAUACAUGAAGUAUUUGGCUGAGCUAUUGUUUUAAUGAAUUGAUUGAUUGAUUGGUUGAUUUUAAUGUUUUAUUUUCUU
Molecule: messenger RNA, 1971 nt
Organism: Pungitius pungitius (ninespine stickleback)
Lineage: Eukaryota; Metazoa; Chordata; Actinopteri; Perciformes; Gasterosteidae
Exons: 6
Coding region: 14-1225 (403 amino acids)
Biological process (GO): response to bacterium
Source: RefSeq, a predicted model, not a curated record